GUAAUGACUCCGAAGCAAACUGUGCGAACGUUGACACUCGUGGCGUGGACGCUGCUUGCUCUAGCCCACGGAAAAGGCGGCCUCUUUAAGAAAGGUCAAAAAUGUCAAGUACUCAAACCCGUCAUGGAGGUCGACUGGAAAAAGAUGGAAGGAGUUGAGUGGAUGGAAGGACUCACUUUUCCUGAUGUGUGGAAGAAGUGCCCCGUAUUGAGGUUUUAUCCACAUAACGAAACUCUGUUUCUGCAAACCAAAGACGGACCUUAUAGCCCUAUAAAAAGCUCAGAUCGCCUCAAGCUUCUAUUCAACGGCACUAGGCAGUACUGGUACAAAACUCACCCAAAGUUCCAGCAGAUUUUAGAUACCGACUAUUCGACGUGGGCCCUCGUGCACCACUGCUGGGAAGGCGGCUCCGGAUCCUGGUUCAUGCUACUUCUGAGAAAACCAUUGAAGGCGAUACCCGAAACCGUAAUGGCGAGGGUCAAGAGCUCCAUGGCCAAGGCUGGGCGCACAAAGAAGUACUGGUGGAAGCGUACUGGCUGUAUGCUCCCGGAAGAUGUUCAAAAGCUCGUGAUAGUGGACGGGCUUGUGCCAUAGCGUA
Molecule: messenger RNA, 598 nt
Organism: Dermacentor silvarum
Lineage: Eukaryota; Metazoa; Arthropoda; Arachnida; Ixodida; Ixodidae
Exons: 5
Coding region: 4-594 (196 amino acids)
Source: RefSeq, a predicted model, not a curated record